Molecule: messenger RNA, 582 nt
Organism: Triticum turgidum subsp. durum (durum wheat)
Lineage: Eukaryota; Viridiplantae; Streptophyta; Magnoliopsida; Poales; Poaceae
Source: the annotation of a GenBank genome assembly
AUGAAGCAAACGCCGGCGCCGGCGGACCAGCAGCAGAAUAGGCGGCGGUGCUGCCCGCUCCGACAAUCGCGCAAGGGGUGCAUGAAGGGCAAGGGAGGGCCUGAAAACCAGCGAUGCCCCUUCCGCGGCGUCCGCCAGCGCACCUGGGGUAGGUGGGUGGCCGAGAUCCGUGAGCCCAACCACGGCGCCCGCCUCUGGCUUGGCACGUUCGCCACUGCGCUCGAUGCCGCACGCGCAUAUGAUGCUGCGGCAAGGGCGCUCUAUGGUGACUGCGCACGCCUCAACCUGGCAGCACCUCCCCUUCCUCCCAUGACCGCGAUAGUUCCUCUCCCUCAUGCGCAAGAGCAACAGCCUCCGGCUCAUAGCACCGACACCAACAACACCACUGCACUGUGCUACUCCUCCUCAACCUCAACAGUGUCGACGACAACCCCCACUAACUUGGGCACAUUUGACAUUGAGUGGUCCUAUUACAACGCGGCGGGGGCGUUAGAGUUGGGGGACUUCGAGGCAUAUGUGGCGGGGCUUCCCAAGGCGGAAGACUUUGGGUUGGAGGGGUUUCAGGAGGUGAUGGGCGAUUAA